UGUUAUUGUUCUGCUGUGAAAUUAACAUGACUUAUUUUUGUGCUUGAUUCAAGAAAAGAUACCACGCUACUCAAAGAAAAAGGGGUAAAAAAGGAUGUACAGAAACCAAUGAAUUGACGGACAUAACAAAAUCAGAAAGAUCUGUAAUUACCUCCUUUGAUCAAACUACAGUUUAGUUUAUAUUUGAAAACAUCAGAAUCAUGCUUGAGGAAACAGUCAGACCUGUGAAGAUUAGGGUAUUGAUGAUGCACUAGAAAAGGAACACAUUAAAAAACAUUAUGCUGAGUUAGACAAAUCUGUGAAUUCAAAACACAUAAUGCAGAAUUUGAGCAACACAUAACAUGCAUAAGAACACAGCACAGAGUUUGAUGAACAAAUUUAAACACAUACUGCAAAGUUACAUGAGCAUAUCUAUAUGUCGUUAAGUGUGUAGUCAGAGACAUGAGAACCUACACUAGAGAUACUCUUUAUAAAUGUGAUAUAUAUAUAUAUAUAUAUAAUAUAUAUUAUAAAUAUGAUAUAGGGUUUGAUCAUAGUUCAAACUUACAGAUUGAUAUGAGAACAUACUGGUGAUAAACCUAAUAAAUGGGAUGAAUGGGGUUCAAGGAUUUAGUCAGAGCCAGCUUCUGAAGAGACACAGACACUAGAAUACACACUUAUGAUAAACCUUAUAUAGGUGACGAGAUAAGCCAUAGUUUAAACUUACAAAUUAAGAUGAACUCACAUACUGGUGUUAAACCCAAUACAUGUGAUAUAUGUGGUAAAGGGUUUGCUCAUAGUUCAACCUUAGGGAGACACAAAAGAACACACACUGGUGAUAAACCUUAUAGAUGUGAUGUAUGUGGUAAAAAUUUUGCUGACUGUUCAAACUUAAACAGCCACAUAAGAACACACACGGGUGAUAAACCGUAUAAAUGUAAUAUCUGUGGUAAAGGGUUUGCUCAAAGUUCAACUUUAUGGAGACAUAUAAGAACACACACUGGUGAUAAACCUUAUAGAUGUGAUAUAUGUGGUAAAGGGUUUACUCAGAGUAAUGAUAUGCAGAGACACAUGAGAAUACACACUGGUGAUAAACCGCAUAAAUGUGAUAUAUGUGGUAAAGGGUUUGCUCAAAGUUCAACAUUGCAGAGACAUUCGAGAACACACACUGAUGAUAAACCUUAUAUAGGUGAUGAGUUUAGUCAUUGUUCAAACUUACAAAACUUACAAAAGAUGAAAUCACAUACUGGUGAUAAACCUGAAACAUGCAAUAUAUGUGGUAAAGGGUUUGCUGAUAGUUCAACAUUGCAGAGACACACGAGAACACACACUGAUAAUAAACCAUAUAUAAAUGAUGAGUUUAGUCAUAGUUCAAACUUACAAAGCUUACAAAAGAUGAAAUCACAUACUGGUGAUAAACCUAAUAUAACAUGUGAUAUAUGUGGUAAAUGGUUUGCUCAUAGUUCAACCUUGGGGAUACACAGAAGAACACACACUGGUGACAAACCUUAUAAAUGUGAUGUAUGCGGUAAAAGUUUUGCUCAGAGUUCAAACUUAAAGACACACAUAAGAACACACACUGGUGAUAAACCUUAUGAAUGUGAUAUGUGUGGUAAAGGGUUUGGUGUUUCUUCAAACUUGCACAUACACAUGAGAACGCAUACUGGUUAUAAACCUUAUAAAUGUGAUAUAUGUGGUAAAAAAUGUAAUCAGAGUAAUGCUAUGCAAAAACACAUGAGAACACACAUUGGUGAUAAACCGCAUAAAUGUGAUCUAUGUGGUAAAGGGCUUAGUGAUAAUUCAACAUUGCAAAAACACAUGAGAAUACAUACUGGUGAUAAACCUUAUAAAUGUGAUGUGUGUAGUAGAGAGUUUGGUGAUCGUUCAAACUGGCAGAGACACAUGAGAAGACACAUUUCUGAUAAUUAAACUUAAUAAAUGUGAUAUGUGU
Mytilus californianus (California mussel) is the source of this 1930-nucleotide messenger RNA. Its product is annotated as zinc finger protein 226-like. The record is from RefSeq and is a predicted model, not a curated record. Gene Ontology annotation, molecular function: DNA-binding transcription factor activity; RNA polymerase II cis-regulatory region sequence-specific DNA binding. Lineage: Eukaryota; Metazoa; Mollusca; Bivalvia; Mytilida; Mytilidae. Gene Ontology annotation, biological process: regulation of transcription by RNA polymerase II. Bases 715 to 1908 code for a protein of 397 amino acids. The transcript is spliced from 2 exons.